Brachypodium distachyon (stiff brome) is the source of this 809-nucleotide messenger RNA. RefSeq lists its product as uncharacterized. Gene Ontology annotation, cellular component: endoplasmic reticulum; endoplasmic reticulum membrane. NCBI's taxonomy places the organism in Eukaryota, Viridiplantae, Streptophyta, Magnoliopsida, Poales, Poaceae. The record is from RefSeq and is a predicted model, not a curated record. The transcript is spliced from 5 exons. Gene Ontology annotation, biological process: endoplasmic reticulum to Golgi vesicle-mediated transport; intracellular protein transport. Bases 129 to 518 code for a protein of 129 amino acids.
UUUUAUCCACCUGUUCACCCACCUCGCAGCGACUAGACGCGCAUUCAUUUCACACGCCUACACAGAUCGGAGGAACCGAGGACCCAACUCCCAAGUCGCGCGAGAAAGUUCUAGAGACAGAGGUUGAGAUGGCGCUGCAGUGGAUGAUCCUCGCGUGCGUGGUGGCGGCGGAGGCGGCGGUGGCCGCGCUGCUCACGCUCCCGGCGCCGCGGGCCGUGCGGGGACAGAUCGUGGGGCUCACGUCGAUGUUUCUGCAGCCCUUCGCGGGCGUGCUACCUUUCGCCGGCUUCCAGCUGCUCGAUAUAUACUGGAAGAAGGAACACAGGCUGAUGUGCACAACAGAGGUUUGCACCGCUGAGGAGCGUGUCCACUUCGAGAAAGCCAUUUUCAAAGCCCAGAGGAAUGUCAUUCUUUGCGUUUCAGUAUUCCUCCUCUAUUGGUCCAUUUAUCGUAUUUGCAAGAUCAACAAGGAUAUUAAGGCACUGGAGGAGAUUGAAAAGCGUAUCAAGGAAGAGUAAAUUCAUCUUAGUUUCAUGUGGACGUUGUGGUAUUCCUGGCCUGCUGCAGAUGUAUCCAGACAGUUACUUAGGACUUGCAAUGUAUAUUACUGUUCUCCUCGGAGCAAAGAAAAUAUCAACUUGUUUGUACAUCUUCUUUUUUUAAGAGCCUGUUGUUGAUCUGCUGACGAUGGUCACUACGAAGACAUCGAUAUGGACAUGUUGGUCAUCCUUGAAUCGUUUGAACAUUUGCUAGGAUGUUGUCUGGACUGGCCUUUCCGUGGUCUUGCUGAAAUAGUCUGGUAUUUGUUA